Molecule: messenger RNA, 1422 nt
Organism: Mizuhopecten yessoensis (Yesso scallop)
Lineage: Eukaryota; Metazoa; Mollusca; Bivalvia; Pectinida; Pectinidae
Product: protein Asterix-like
Exons: 4
Coding region: 139-459 (106 amino acids)
Biological process (GO): protein insertion into ER membrane
Cellular component (GO): endoplasmic reticulum membrane
Molecular function (GO): protein folding chaperone
Source: RefSeq, a predicted model, not a curated record
CGGAAGUUGUUAUCGUACACGCGUACCUUACUUCCGCUUGUUUAAUGUUCUGACACUGAGUACUGAAGACGAAUUUAAGUCAAAUAACAAUAGAAAUAGACAGUUGAUCCUUGUUUUGCAUUUUAAGAAAUACAAAAGAUGUCUUCAGUGACUAACAAUGCCAACGAUCCUCGUCGAGCAGCCAAAGUAAACAGAUACAAACCUCCUCAGCCUGGCGGGCCCUCAGAUGAUCCGACCCCUGACUACAUGAACCUCCUCGGAAUGAUCUUCAGUAUGUGUGGAUUAAUGAUGAAGUUGAAGUGGUGUGCCUGGGCAGCAGUUUAUUGUUCGUUUAUUAGUUUUGCUAAUUCUCGAACCUCAGAAGAUACAAAACAAAUGCUCAGUAGCUUCAUGUUGUCUAUAUCAGCCGUUGUGAUGUCCUACCUCCAGAAUCCCCAGCCCAUGACUCCUCCCUGGUGAAAGUCCAUUGGAUAUUGGAAAUGUUUAAGUGAAAAAUUAAAACUAAGGAAGAUAACUGGAAAUCUUGACACACACAGACUGAGUUGCACUAGUGUCAAGUAACAUCAGUGGUGGUAGAUUUAGAGUGGUGUACUGGCAAGGCUUGACAUCCACAUCAUCAAACAAUACCAUUAGAAUUUUAUCAGAAAUCCGAAUUUAGAAGACCAAAUUUGAUCCCAGCUUUCAACUCUACAUAGAAUGCCAGACGUUGAACUUUUGUGGUUUUUAAACAUUUUGAUGCAUUCGGACACCAAACAUCUGUGACUUUCUUUCUCACUUUACAAGUGGUUUAAAAACCUACAGAGUUUCUAGUUGAAGUAUUGGUAGUCCAUACAUGUUAGUUAGGCCACAAACAGUUUUCAUAUUGAGGUUAAACCAUCAUUGUUUUUUUUACGUUUUAAAUGGUGCGCCUCUCUUGUGAGGAUUUUGUAAUUUUACAAGACGACUAGCCAUUGGUUUUUAAGGUAACUUAAAAAAUGUAAUUUUGGAUCAGAAUGUCAAAGGCAAAUUUGAAAAAAUAAAUUCAGCGCAACAUCAUUGUAGCUAAAAUGUUAACUACAUUUAAAAGCAGGGUGUCCAGGUACAAGUUCACCAGAAGCUUUCAUUUCUAGUUCAACUUUAUGGAGGUGAUGUAUCUAGUACUCUUUCUAACCUUCUGAAGAUUAUUGAUUUUAUGCAGAUUUAGUUUUGUUUAGAAGUUUGUGCGAGUGCGAGUAAACCUGUGUAUGGAAAUUGACUUAUUAACUCAUUCACCCCUGAAAUUUCAUAAUGAACUAUUCCAGCAUUUGAAUUAGAAGAGGUCAAAUGUGUCUUCAGGGAUGAAUGAGUUAAAUGGAAGAAUUUAUCUGUAAUACCCAGAGUACAUGUGUAAAUGUGAAUAUACAUAUUUAUAUGGAAAUGUCAAUUAAAUUUAUACCUAUAAAA